Messenger RNA from Salvia splendens (bonfire salvia), 879 nucleotides. RefSeq names its product major allergen Pyr c 1. Gene Ontology annotation, cellular component: cytoplasm; nucleus. The coding region runs from base 126 to 593 and encodes 155 amino acids. Gene Ontology annotation, biological process: defense response; abscisic acid-activated signaling pathway. Lineage: Eukaryota; Viridiplantae; Streptophyta; Magnoliopsida; Lamiales; Lamiaceae. Gene Ontology annotation, molecular function: signaling receptor activity; protein phosphatase inhibitor activity; abscisic acid binding. The transcript is spliced from 2 exons. The record is from RefSeq and is a predicted model, not a curated record.
UUGAUACAUAAUCUAUGAUAUCAAAUUACAUAUAUAAAUUCCCAUCUCUCAACACAAACUCAUUCAUAUUCAAUUGAUCAUCAAGUAUAUUUCAUUAGUAAAAGUGAUCUAAAAAAUUUCACAAUAUGUCGACUGUGACAUUCACGGAGGAGUUCACCAGCACCGUGGCCGCGCCGCGGCUGUUUAAGGCGUUGAUCGUCGACGGCGAUAACCUAAUUCCCAAAAUUGCCCCUCAAGCCCUCAAAAAUAUUGAGAUUCUUGAAGGGAAUGGAGGCCCUGGAACCAUCAAGAAAAUCAACUUUGCAGAAGGUAGUGAAUUCAAGUACAUGAAGCAUAGAAUUGAUGCUCUAGACGAGGCAACAAUGACGUAUUCUUAUACAUUGAUCGAAGGCGAUCCAUUGAUGGACAAGCUCGAAAAGGUUACUUAUGAAACGAAGAUGGAAGCUAGCGAAGAUGGUGGUACCAAGGGCAAAAGUGGUAGUACAUAUUAUACGAAACCGGGUGUCGAGAUCAAGGCAGGGAAAGAGAAAGCAGCUGGUUUGCUUAAGGCUGUGGAAGCCUAUCUCUUGGCCAACCCAGAGAGUUAUGCAUGAAUUUGUGAAGAUGAAUUUUCAACGAACUUGGCUAUGUAUUGUGUUUUGAGUUUGUUUUUGCCCAACCUAUGUAUGUGAAUUGUUGGAAGGAAGAUCCCCAAAAUAUCCUGCACAAUUGAAGCAAAGAUUACAUAGAAUCAAGGGAGAAGAUCAGGGGAAAUCAAUCACACCAAUUAGGGAUAUUAUACACGGUUCUACCAUAAUUAAGCUUACCUUGUAUAGCUCUCAUUAGGCCUAUAUUAACAGUGUACCAAAGUUAGUGUAAAUACACAAGAAUUAUCCCUAA